Tuber melanosporum (Perigord truffle) is the source of this 238-nucleotide messenger RNA. RefSeq lists its product as uncharacterized. The record is from RefSeq and is a predicted model, not a curated record. The coding region runs from base 25 to 180 and encodes 51 amino acids. Lineage: Eukaryota; Fungi; Ascomycota; Pezizomycetes; Pezizales; Tuberaceae. The transcript has a single exon.
ACCAGAACUCGCGCCCCGCCGUCCAUGUCGCAAAAACAGCCCCGCGUGCCCAAGCAUAAAACGCCCGGGCUAGGCAGCCGUAGGAGCGCACCUGUGCCCUACAUUACCGUACGAUACCGAGACCACAUAUCGCCGGAAGUUCCUGUACACGGCUGCCUCCCCGCGGCACUUGCCCGUUGAAUACGGGAGAGCUUGGCUUCGGAAGCGGUGGGAAUAUUGUGUGGUGGUGGCACCUACG